UCUGGGAAAAGCCAGCUUCUGUUUGCACUGGUCUUCACUACCCGUUAUCUGGACCUCUUCACUUCAUUCAUUUCAUUGUAUAACACAUCUAUGAAGCUCAUCUACAUUGCUUGCUCAUACGCCACUGUGUACCUGAUCUACAUGAAGUUUAAGGCCACCUAUGAUGGAAACCAUGAUACAUUCAGAGUGGAGUUCCUGAUAGUUCCUGUUGGUGGACUUUCGUUUCUUGUCAAUCAUGACUUCUCGCCUCUGGAGAUACUGUGGACCUUCUCCAUCUAUCUUGAAUCAGUUGCUAUUCUCCCUCAACUUUUUAUGAUCAGCAAAACUGGGGAAGCAGAGACCAUCACUACUCACUAUCUUUUCUUCUUGGGUCUGUACCGUGCCUUGUACUUAGUCAACUGGAUUUGGCGCUACUAUUUUGAGGGAUUUUUUGACCUCAUAGCUGUUGUUGCUGGUGUGGUCCAGACCGUUCUUUACUGUGACUUCUUCUAUUUGUAUGUUACAAAAGUGCUCAAGGGAAAGAAGCUCAGUUUGCCAGCAUAAGUGCCAAAAAAAACCACCACCAGCAUCUGUCCUUUUGGAUGCUUGGACAGAACAAUCCUUAUCACAAGCAAAGGCGAAGAUGCUUGAGACAGAAAGUCAGAAACACAGCUCUUUAUAGUGCAGGUAGUCAUCAGCGGCUCUGUAAGAACGGAGGAAGAACAACCAGCAGAUUUCUGUUUGAUGCAUCUUGCCUUUAUCUUUUUUAUUACUAUGUAUAAAGGUUUUUUACAUAAAGAAACUUAUACUGUAUUAAUAAAUUCAGUGUAUGGUUUCAAUUGGAAUAGUUCCAAAAGUGAGAUUUUUGUGAGAUUGUUUAUGACCAGGAACAAGUGCAAACUUUUUUUUUUAAUUUUCAAUAAUUUCUUUGAAAUGACUGGGUUUUUUUUUCUUUUUUUUUUUGUUUUCAGUGCACAGUUACGUGCAUCCUUGAUGGAUGGUAGUCAUCUGUUCUUUCCCUUUGAUUCAAUUUUCAUUCCACUAUAUUUAUUUUUUUCCAAAAGGUGAAUAUAUGUCAACUCUAAAUCUGAAACCACCGAUGUUUGAUGUGAUGUGCUGGUGCCUGGUCUUUGUGCCAUCUGCUGACAUGGAGUUCCUAAUCUCAAAUGUAUGUCAGCAGCAGAAGGGGAACGGUCACAAUUUGUAGUUACUUCCCUCCUAAAAUGGGCUGAUGGCAAGAGGGCAGCAGGGGAAUCUCUGGAGGCCACAAGGCUGGGCCUUUUCCUGUCUCGCUGGGAAGGGAAUCCCUCUGAGGGCAGCGGUGGAGCGGGGCGGGAGCCGCGGUUGUGCUUGGCGGCGCUGUGGCUGGUGGGGAGGAGGAGGCUGAACACCUUGGAGCACGGCCCCGCUGCGCCAUCGCAGCUGCAGGAACAGGAGACUUGAGUUGUUGAUUACAGUAAGCUGUAGGUGAUCGUUUUAAACUACAUUUUCUUUUUAAUGAAUGCUUUAUAAGCAACUUCCAUGUUCAGCUUCAAGUGGUUUUUGAUGUCACUUUUGGACAACUGAUUUUUUUUUUUUUUAUAAACUUCAAAAUCGGCAGCACCAGUUACCAUUCUUUAUCCUUUAAAUGAUUCCCUUUUUUUACUGAGCUGUUGCAUGAUUUAUCCUGUGUUACCAUCCUCAAUAAACACUUUAUGAAAUGGUGAAAA
Molecule: messenger RNA, 1688 nt
Organism: Merops nubicus (carmine bee-eater)
Lineage: Eukaryota; Metazoa; Chordata; Aves; Coraciiformes; Meropidae
Product: ER lumen protein-retaining receptor 2
Exons: 4
Coding region: 91-543 (150 amino acids)
Biological process (GO): protein retention in ER lumen; endoplasmic reticulum to Golgi vesicle-mediated transport
Cellular component (GO): endoplasmic reticulum; membrane; cis-Golgi network
Molecular function (GO): ER lumen protein retrieval receptor activity
Source: RefSeq, a predicted model, not a curated record